Bradysia coprophila is the source of this 660-nucleotide messenger RNA. RefSeq lists its product as uncharacterized. Lineage: Eukaryota; Metazoa; Arthropoda; Insecta; Diptera; Sciaridae. The record is from RefSeq and is a predicted model, not a curated record.
ACGAAUGAGUGUUGACGGUUGAUUUAAUAUAUCAAACUUUCCGUAUAUAUAAGCUGAAAAAUGUACAUUGGAAAUAUAUUAUUCAACUGAGUUGAUUACUGCAAUUAACAAUCACUUUAGACGCAAUGAAAGCUACAAGAAUUGCUUUAUACCUGCUAGUACUGUACCAGGUGCUAAUCUUCGCGGUUGCCGAUCCACCCGAAGUAGAUCCAGCCGAAGUUGAUACACCCAAAGUUGAUACACCCAAAGUUGAUACACCCAACGUUGAUACACCCAACGUUGAUACACCCAAAGUUGAUACACCCAACGUUGAUACACCCAACGUUGAUACACCCAAAGUUGAUACACCCAACGUUGAUACACCCAAAGUUGAUGCACCCAAAGUUGAUACACCCAAAGUUGAUACACCCAAAGUUGAUACACCCAAAGUUGAUACACCAGAAGUAAAACCACCAAAAUUACCUAAGGUACCAAAAGUACCAGAACCACCAAAGUUACCUAAGGUACCAAAAGUCCCAGAACCACCCAAACUGCCUGUUUAAUUCACAAUUGCUAAAAGAUCUGUGUUUUUGAAAUUGUACAGUCAGACAUUUCUCUUCGUGAUUUUCUUUUGACAAAUAUUAGAUUGUACCAUUUUUUAAUUAAAUAAAACGUACGCCA